AUGAUGAGCCUGUGCAAGUACUUUGGAAUGCUGCGCAAGGAGCGCGACAUCCGUAAAUGCGUGUCGCGGAUGGCUCAAGACUGGAAAGACAUCCAAGACUCAGGAGAACGAGAUGUGAUGCUCACAAUCGUACUGCCGAUCGUCCUCGACACAAUAGUCAUCGGCAACAACACCGUCAGACCAUUUUCGUUUCAAGGCUACUUUGUUUUCUUCGAUCCGCACGUGAGUCUUUGGCCAACCGACAUCGGUCCACCUUGUAUAUGUAUCCUAUCGUGGGUUUUCACGUUGACUCUGGAGUCCAGACUUUGCAGUUGCCAGACCGUUGCCUUUUGCAGUCUCGCCAUACUGUUCGUUUUGGACAUAUGCGGCCAAAUAGCCGUCACUACCGCGAGGCUGCGGAAACUCGCUGACCGGUUCGACGACGAAGCGCUGGGCGACAUCGUCAGAAAGCACAUAAAAGCUCUGAGGUAUGGUCAAGUGUAA
Molecule: messenger RNA, 483 nt
Organism: Copidosoma floridanum
Lineage: Eukaryota; Metazoa; Arthropoda; Insecta; Hymenoptera; Encyrtidae
Product: odorant receptor 13a-like
Source: RefSeq, a predicted model, not a curated record